This is a messenger RNA of Pocillopora verrucosa, 1591 nucleotides long. RefSeq names its product zinc finger MYND domain-containing protein 10-like. The record is from RefSeq and is a predicted model, not a curated record. Gene Ontology annotation, cellular component: cytoplasm. NCBI's taxonomy places the organism in Eukaryota, Metazoa, Cnidaria, Anthozoa, Scleractinia, Pocilloporidae.
UCAAAACAAAAUGGCGGGCAACUCGAACUUGGAAACGAAGCAAGUUUUGUUAGCUUCAGAGGCAGAAUUGUACAUAGAGGAGCUAAAAACUUAUUCUUUGAAGGAAAUAGGAAGUCCAAAAUGGAUGAGUCAACAUGAAUACAUAGAAAAACUUAACAUGCAGGCCAUUAUAAGUGCUUCGUCGCAGGCAGAUGAAUUUAUCAAGGAACUGCUGAUAACCUUGGAAAAGAUCCCUGUUCUGAUUCAUGAGUUGCUAGCAGUGGAGCUUUGGAAAGACAAAGUGUUUCCAAAAAUCUUGGAGUCAGGCUUCAACCCAUCAACAACCUUACCUAUUUACUUUGUGCUUUUUCAUGAAGCAACAGUUAUAAGCCUGCUGGAAACCAUUCUUUAUCAUAAGGAAGCAUGUGAAGCAGCUGGUGACAGCAUUCUUGACCUUGCUGAUUACUGCCUCAGAAGAAUAUCACUGCUUAUUGCACAACAUGAUGAGGUUUCUAGUAAUGGAGAAUUGACAGAUUCCAGUGAUGAUCUUUCAAGCAUAGAGGAGUUAAAGAAGCAAGAUAAAACAAUAUUCUUUACUGUUUGUGUCAAGUCUGUGUCAAUUCUUAGAUACAUCACAGACUCUUUAUCAAGUCUACCUCUGAGUGUCAUGACAAGGCUACUUAACACACAUAAUACCCCUGUAGUGCUUGUUCAGUUGGUAGAAAAUCCUCCUUGGAUAAAAAGAGACAAAGGAAAAUUGAAGAAAUUCAUUGAUAAUGCUUGGAAAGAGAUAUCAGAAAGAGAAAGACUUCAGCUUAGCAAAACAGAGGGACAAGUCUGGCUUGCCAUUCAUCAACUUCUCAUGAAUGAAGACUGUCAAAGAAAGUAUGAAUUUAAUUCUUAUAGCAAGGAGCAAAUAUUAAAGCUACGAGGUUUUAUGAAUGAGGUUCUUCUGGAUCAGAUUCCCAGUUUGAUUGAUCUGCAACGAUACCUUGAGCAACUGUCCAUCAUGGAACCACCAGCAAUAAAAAAGGACAUUAUUUUAGAACAGGUUCCAGAAAUUAGAGAGAAACUUUUAAAGGAUAAUCAAGGCAAAUGGGAGAGGUUUGCAAAAUACCAGAAAAAGGCUUUCUUUUCGCCAUCAGCGGAGGAUAUUAAAAAGCAGGCUAAAAUGUGGGCAGACACAUACAAUUUGGACAUGCUGGAAGAACUUGUCAGCGAGCCUCCAAAAUGCGCCUCGUGUGGUCUGCCAGCGACAAAGCGGUGCUCAAGAUGUCAGACUGAAUGGUAUUGCAAGAGGGAAUGCCAGGUGAAACAUUGGAGCAAACACAAGCCUGCUUGCAAUCUUGUCGUCAAGUCAAAGACAUAACCAGCAAAGACGUUGUUCGUAUUGAACAUUUUACAUUGGGGACACCGUCGUAAAAGUUUCAAAGUGGAUCAUCAUUGCAGAGACUAUAACCAGUCGCUGGUCGGGAAAUGAGCCCAUGAUGUCGGGACUCGGUAGAGCAGCGGAAAUCGAGCCUGAUUCUUCUUACCUAAAACUUUAAGCAUUCAAAAUUGUAAAAUAUGUGAAUAUUUCUUACCAAGGAAUAACAUGACACUCAUACGUAUC